Molecule: messenger RNA, 1997 nt
Organism: Mucor mucedo
Lineage: Eukaryota; Fungi; Mucoromycota; Mucoromycetes; Mucorales; Mucoraceae
Exons: 3
Coding region: 195-1820 (541 amino acids)
Source: RefSeq, a predicted model, not a curated record
CGAAAUGAUCAGGCCACGGUUAUUUUAAUUACAUCAGUGUGUUACAUGACAUCAUAUCCAUUUUGGCAGGCGAAGCAUGGAUUGUGAUUGGUGCAGAUUGACUGGACUACAUGAAUUAAAAGUGAGUGACAGAAUAUAAAUUGCCUUGUAACUUUGAUUUUUUUUUCUACAGAUACAUAUCUAUUUUUUUAAAAAUGAGCACAAAUAACUCCUUGCCUUCUCAAUGGUUUAACGCUCAAGAAAUCGUUGAUUUAAUGAGACCUAUGGUUGAAGAGGUUGUUAGUUCUAUUGUUCCCAAGCUGUUGAAAGAACAUACUCAUUUGCCUGAAGGUAAACAUUGUGAUUGUUGCAGCCAUAUCAAGAAUGCAUCAAGAUCAAGUAACAGGACCGAUAUUGGCCCAAAAUCUACCCAAGAAAAAGAUGCAAGGGAAGCCGUGGCAAUGAAACUUCGCAAAACCAUCACAAAAGCCAUGGAUUAUUACAAAGCAAAGUUUUCUGAAUAUGGCUUUGAUGACAACAUGAAUCAUUUGGGUAGGAGAACCAUCGAAAAGCCAAACACCUCUUACACGGUCCAGCUCGUUAUCGAUUCAACAAAAAAGUAUUUCAAAGGUCUCGAUGGUUCUGUCAAUUAUGAAAACAACAAUAAAGCUUUGUUGGCUUUAGAGGGUAAAGCUCAAAAGGCGUAUCACAAUACUCAUCAUCUUUGUCGAGAAUUUUUGGCUGCAUACCUCGGAGACAGAUUUGGUGUUAAUGGCGUCAAUUGGUUGAAACUCAAUAAGCAUGAACGAAAAGAGAUUACGUAUAUGAUUGAAAGCAUUGUCUACUAUUGGAACAAACGCUCUGGUGAUUCAGGGAUUCCACCCGAGGAUGAUGCUGCCAGUCGUAUCUUUGAUCUUGAUGUUAAUACGCCAAUGGUUCCAUUGCAUCUUGCAGACGCAAACUGGAUCGCUUGUGAGAUGGUGAAGUCUUUGUUGUUGAACAAAAAAAAAGAUCGCAAAAUUAAUCACAAUCUUUUUGACAAUGUUCGUGAGCCCCUUUCCGGAUCGAUGUUGGGUGGUAUGGCUAACCUCCGUGUUAAUUCAAGUAAUGCCUCUGGUCCCUCUCUUUCAUCUUUUACGCGUACCAUGUCCACGGAUGACAAUGCUUACGAUGAUAUUCCGAUGGAAGCUUACUCGAUCACAAACGAUGAAAUUGUUCCAACUUUCUCUGUUCCUUCUAAGCCACCUACCACACCUACCUCAUCUAUGCCACCUACCUCAUCUAUGCUACCUACCUCAUCUAUGCCACCUACCUCAUCUAUGCCACCUACCUCAUCUAUGCCACCUACCUCAUCUAUGCCACCUACCUCAUCUAUGCCACCUACCUCAUCUAUGCCACCUACCUCAUCUAUGCCACCUACCUCAUCUAUGCCACCUACCUCAUCUAUGCCACCUACCUCAUCUAUGCCACCUACUCCAUCUAUGCCAUCUAUGCCAUCUAUGCCACCUACUCCAUCUAUGCCAACAAUCACAUCAGUACCCUCUCCUACUUCUGAAUUUUUCGCAUCUACCUCUCCCCCGACAUCUUCCUCGCUUCCAGUCAUACCUCCCCCUUCACCUUCUUUACCAUCUCCUUCACUUUCAUUACCCCCCUCUGGCCCCAUGGCUUCAUCUACUCCUUCUGGCUCGUCUGCUGUCUCUACUUCUUUGCCUGUCUCUUUGGAUGUUGGUGACAAAAAUAGCAAGAAUAACAAAAGAAAAGCCAAAGAAGCAAAACAAAAGCCAGAUAAGCGCCCUCCAAGAUCGUCUCGUAGUUUAGGUGGGGAAUUAUUUUCUCUCUGAGUUUUAACCUGCCCUAUUUAAAACUUUUUUUUUUUUUUUCCUUUUUUUUUCUUUUUUCUCUCUUCUUUCUUCUUUCUUCUUUCUUUAAAUAAAAAAAUAAUAGUAAGUCUAUAAAUGUUAUUAUGUUCAGUCAUACUGUAUUUGAGCCAGCUAUAAAACUAACACGAUAUAUAGUUU